CAGUGACAAAAUACUUUCAUGCCACUAAUUACUUGUUACGGUGACCUAGCUAAAUCCUUCAGAUUUGUAUAAUUUGCAUUUAUUUGAUUGUGAUUUCUCCUUUAUAGCCGAGACGUUUGCAUUUUCCUUGCUCUUUCAGAUUUGACAAUCUGUAGUUUUGUUACUGUUUUUUAAUCCAGGAGUACCACUCCUGAUUCAGGCCAUAAACUAGUAACAAACUGCUAAAGCUGUGAAGACACUGGGAUGGAUAUGUUGCACUACCUUCCUUUUACACAAACCUGUUUGAAGUCAAGUUACUGCUAGAGAUGUGUAUGUCAAGCCUGGAUGAUCUUGAUCCCCAGUGUUUCUGUUCCCUGCAGUUCCCUGUAGAGCAGGGGGUUCUUUCUUACGGGUUCUGUUGCUUUUGAGGCUUGCUGUUGUGCAAGUUCUUCAAGGAAAUCUGGAGCUCUUGGCAGGUUAAUGUGGAAUCUUCAAAAAACGGAUUGGAUCCUGUUUAAAUGGAAGAAUUUCUGGCUCUACAUUUAUUGAAUAUGUGCUUAGGUUAGAAAUCUUAUUAUUUUAGUCCAGUCUACAUUGAGUGCUACCUCUUGUCUUUAAUUUUGAUUUUAGAAGGCUGUAUUGUUUUGAAAUGUCAAGCUAAUGAACUUUUCUCAAAGAAGGACAUUUCUUUUCUGUUUUUCAUGGUUUGGAAGAGGAAGCCUGUAAGCUGUGACAGCCAUUCUGUUUUUAAUCAUGGACCAGGUCUACAAUGUGACAUUUAUUCCUAAGUAAAGGAACAGUAUGCAUGUAAAUGCUAGAGAUAAAAUAAUCAUUUUUUCUUUUAAUUGAGGAAAGAGGUAGGACAAAAAACCUGGGUAUAAUUUUCCAGUUUUGGGACUGCUGGACCGGUGGGAGGUGGUAAUUAUUGACAAUGACAAAUAACCUUUGUGUGGCUUUCUCACAUAUUAGUUAAUUGUUUCUUUGGUUUAAAAUUUGAGCUUUGCAUAUAAUUUUGCUCUUUUGAAGUUAUUUUAUUGGUGACAGAUCAUUGUUGUACUACUGGUUAAUAUACAUGUUGCUCUUCUUAAGCUUCUAGCUGCUGCAGAGUGCUGAGGAUUCAUAACUUCAGUUCAGAGCACAGCUGCUCUUUUCUGCCCUCUGGAAGCUGAGUUCAGAUGUUUGGAUGGGCUUGGCUAUCUUGAUGAAGUUCAGCAAGCAGGACAGGGAGUUGAUGGAACAGCAUGGUGAAUUGUCUCCAGUCUGUAUUUACAUGCGAGAUGAGAUAUCAGGAAAAGAUGCCUUGGAGAAGACAACACUGAAAUCCCUUGGCCUGAUUGGAGGCAAUGCCAUUGUCAGAGUUGUCAUGAAGAAAUGCAGUUCAUCUGGUGGGGAGGAAGUUGUGGGUGCCAUGGUGCCUUGUGAUGAGCCAACAGUGAAGCAAGGCUCUGUGGAAGGAGCAGUGGAUGUGCCUCUACCUCAAGCAAACACAUUUCCCAAGGACUUGGAGCAUAUGGAUGUGGCUGUGUCUUUAAACAGCUGCACACACAAGCAAGACUCAAUUAAAGAUUCUGAUGCUAGCUUGGAGGAGCUGUGGCAUUCCCCAGAGCCUGAGCCUACCCCAUUUGUCCCUUUUUCUGGAGGUGGAGAGCGUUUGAGGGACUCUGCUGUAGCUGUACCAUCUUCAAAGCUGCCAAAAACUUUUUCCAGCCCUGGAGGCCCUUCUAAGCCAAAGAAGUCUAAGAGCAGCCAAGAACUGGGAAAGGAGCAAGAACAGCUUGUUGAACGUGAGCCCCUUAUAUGCCACCUAGACCUACUGGAGCAACUCCCUGAUGAUCCAGAAGAGCUUCCUGAUGAAUUUUUUGAAGUCACAGUGGAUGAUGUGCGGAAACGUCUGGCACAACUGCAGAAUGAGAGGAAACGCCUGGAAGAAGCUCCACUGCUGACAAAGUCUUUGAAGGAGUCCCAGCUAAAGGAGAAGUUAGAACGUUACCCAAAGGUGGUGUUGAGAGUUUGUUUUCCAGACCGCCAUGUCCUGCAGGGGUUCUUCCAUCCCACUGAAACAGUUGGCAUUUUGAGAGACUUUGUAAGAAGCCACCUUGCCGAUGCAGAGUUGCCAUUUUACUUGUUUGUUGCACCUCCCAGAAUCAUCUUGAAGGAUGAGAGUCUGACGCUGUUUGAGGCGAAACUUUUCCCUACUGCUGUGAUUCAUUUUGGAUCCGAGGAGUGCAGGGCUUGUUACCUGAAAUCUGACCUGCUGAGCUCUGCAGUUUCUCGUUCUGCAGCUGAUUCCUUGGUAGCCAGAUCAUUAGUUCCUUCUGCUUCAUCAGCUUUAGCAUCAGUGGCUCCUUCCCUAUCUGAACCAGAAGUGGGAAGUGACAAGAAGACCAUUGAGCAGCCUGCAGCAGCCAGCACUCAGGGAGCUCCACAGGUGUUAAGGAAGGCCCCCGGGAAAAUCCCCAAAUGGCUGAAGCUUCCAGGUGGAAAGAGAUGAAGCAUCCUGGGCUGCUGGAUCACUGAGCUGUCAGCUGUGCCCUUUUCUCCACGAACUUACUAAGAAUGUUUAAAAUGUGUUGGUGGCCCUGGAGAGAUCUAAUCUGUAUGAACAUUAGUUAUAAAAAGAGAAUGGCUAUUUCA
This is a messenger RNA of Ficedula albicollis (Collared flycatcher), 2613 nucleotides long. It is a transcript of the gene ASPSCR1, whose product is annotated as alveolar soft part sarcoma chromosome region, candidate 1. Lineage: Eukaryota; Metazoa; Chordata; Aves; Passeriformes; Muscicapidae. The record is from RefSeq and is a predicted model, not a curated record. The transcript is spliced from 13 exons. Gene Ontology annotation, molecular function: protein binding. Bases 1163 to 2470 code for a protein of 435 amino acids.